AUGGGCUACCCACUCAUUUCAAUUAGCAUCGUCUGCCUCGUCAGCUAUGAGCUCAGGUCUCCUCCAGAGUACCUCAGGAGUUACCCAGGACUUGAUAAAGCCUACGGACCCCUGCCCAGGCCUGAGGAUGGGGGUUUGGUGGAUGGGUCCCAGGGAGCCAAGAGCGACUAUUUGGGUGUUGAACCUUCUCCGGAUGCAGCCUUAACCGCAGUGGACCUUGAGAAACCCCUGCACCUGCAGGCUGAGAAGUGGCUGUCUGGGAACUCAGGAAGCAGCAGUGGGGCCGUGGGCCUCAGUGGCUCCCUGACGCGCCUCUGUGCAGGCCUUUCCACAAACAUCAGCAUUGGCCCAGCACUGGACAUCAGUAUUGGCCCAGUUUUAAAGCUGCCACGUGUGAAGCGGGGCGUCCGGCAGACCGGAGCGCCCAGACUCUCACACGUGUGUGAAUCACCUGGGGAAUCUUGUGAAGAUGUCACGUCUGCAUCCCUGCCCCUGCUGUGCCGGGGGAAGCCAGUGUUGCCCUUGGUUGUGCAGCUGGACAGUCUGGAAACGCAAGACCAGUCUGUUUUCCCACGGCCCCCAGCACUGCCAGCGCUGCCCCAGGCAUCCCUGUGUCCCCUGUUCUGGAUAGAGUUCAAAGGCCGCUACGGUGGAUUCUUCCUUCUCAGUAAGACCUGGGUGGAGGGUCUCCACUGCUCCGAGUUCUCCAUGGGCAGGAAGUCUGCCAAAGUGUCCUCCAUGCACAAAUGAGAGGAGAGUGUCUUUGUGUGUGACCUUGUGAACAGCCAUGUUACUGGGGUCCCAGAUGACAUCUGGAUGAGCCUUCAUGACCUCAGCUACUGGGACGGGAGCCAGCCCAAUGGCGGCAUCCACGUGAACCCAGAAGAGGACUCCGUGCAAAUGUGGUACCGGCCUACCAGUGGCGGGUGCCCUGAGACGAGGGUUCUUAUGGGGGGAGGAGCCAAGCUGCUUGGGGCGGCCCAUAAAGUUUCAGCACCUCGGAGAGCGUUCAGGGAAGCUAAGGGACUUGGGAGCUUCUGUGAGGACCGGCAGAGCCGGCUUCUCCAUAAGCAACCACAACACUACCAGGAAGCUGUAGAAUUAGCCCAAGAUAUCACUGCAGGACAGAAAUACGGGCUGGAUGUGGUUGAAAACAACUGCUCCGGGGCCAGCGGUGGCAGUGGCUUCUCUGGAAGCAGCUGCUGA
Molecule: messenger RNA, 1206 nt
Organism: Chinchilla lanigera (long-tailed chinchilla)
Lineage: Eukaryota; Metazoa; Chordata; Mammalia; Rodentia; Chinchillidae
Gene: Clec19a
Product: C-type lectin domain family 19, member A
Source: RefSeq, a predicted model, not a curated record